Pelodiscus sinensis (Chinese soft-shelled turtle) is the source of this 1199-nucleotide messenger RNA. NCBI's taxonomy places the organism in Eukaryota, Metazoa, Chordata, Testudines, Trionychidae. The record is from RefSeq and is a predicted model, not a curated record.
AACUGUGUAAAAGAUCUGAAGUUAAUCUUUAUUAUUUAGUAACUGGAGCAUGACCGAGUGAAAAUAGAUGGCACAAAAUAAUUCUUGUAGAAGAUCAAGAUAACUUUUCACUGCAUUCCUCCCUUAUGGUUUCAGAGUUCUCUUCAGGGUGUAUCUGUCGCAACAAUAGGUUUGGAAAAUCUACUCUUCUGGAGCAGGUGUGUUUGUUGUUAGGAGCACUGGGCAAGUGGCUAUUCCACAUCACUGAGAGAGACUGAAAGCCCCUGACUGAGAGUUAGAAAUCUAUUUCUAUCUAGGCAGCCAACCAACCAUGGCUUCCACCACAACCGGAAUCCGUGUGUCAAAGAAGCACAUCCAAUUUCUAGCCCUUCAGCUCACCCUGCUAGGAACAGUCUUCUGUGGGAAUGUGCUGAUUUGGCCUUCAGACGGCAGCCAUUGGCUAAAUAUUAAGAUUGUUAUACAGGAACUGAUACGCCGAGAGCACAAUGUCACCAUCCUAGUGUCAAACGCUUCUCUCAUCAUCACACCGCACGGUGAGACAGCAGAGAAGUUUGAGGUGUUCCCUGUGCCUCUUGGGAAGAAAUACAUUGACUCCUUGAUCAAAGACAUGGUGAACUUGUGGCUGUAUAAUAAGCCAACAGCACUGACCUUCUGGAAGUUCUACAAGGAACUGGGAAAAUUGGCCAGCAAACUAAAUGAGGGAAAUAGACUGGCCUGUGAUGGUGUGUUAGCCAACCAGGAUUUGAUGUCUCGGCUGUAGAGGGGCAGGUAUGAUGUGGUUCUGUCUGAUCCAGUGGCUUUCUGUGGAGACCUAAUUGCUCUCAAGCUCAGAAUUCCAUUUGUGUACUCUCUGCGGUUCACACCAGCCUCGACUGUGGAGCGGCAUUGUGGGAAGAUGCCCGCUCCACCUUCGUACGUGCCUGCAGCCUUGUCUGAACUCACAGACAAGUUGUUGUUCCGCGAAAGAAUAAAAAACAUAGUGUCUUACCGCCUCCAGGACUACGUUUUUCAGAGGUACUGGAGAGAAUGGGAUUUGUAUUACAGUGAAAUUCUAGGUGUAUCCAUCACAACAUAGGCUUCUGGAGCAGGUGUGUUUGUUGGUAGGAACACUGGACAAGUGGCUAUUCCGCAUCACUGAGAGAGACUGGGAGCCCCAGUCUAAGAGUGAGAAAUAGAUUCCUAUCUAGGCAGUCAACCGA